AUGCAGGGUUCUUCUGAUGCCAGCAGCGCGUCUGACGACCUGUCACCAUCCCAACCUACUCUCGACUCCGCCCCGUCCGACAACCGCAACAACUUGAAGAUUGCCAUCCCUCGGCUGGCGCCGCCUGCCGUCAAGGCUAACCAGCAACGCACGCCACGUGCCUGUGUCGCCUGUCGCGCCAGAAAGACCAAGUGUGAUGGUCGCAAGCCCGUUUGUCGCCAGUGUCACCGUCUUGAUCUCGUCUGCAAUUAUGCCGGUUCUAAGCGCGAGCGGCAACAGUUGGAGCUUGAAUCCGUUCGCAAGAAAGUCGUCGCCUACGAAUCGCUUCUGAGCGACAUCAUAACCGAUACGCAGCAGACGGGCGCUUCUUCCAUUGGGGACAUUCUUAAUAGACACUUUGAAGCAUCUCCAGAUGUCUUUGCGGCGCUGCUAGCUGCCAGAUCCAUUUCGGAUCCUCAACUCUCACCGCGGCCAAAACCGGGGAUUUCUCUAAAUCGCAUGCACAUAACAUUGGCCACUAAACCUAACAGCACCCUGCAUCCUCUCACUGAGACCCCUUUAGUACAGGUCAGCAACAUCCAAUCCUGGACCGACCUUGUCGAUAACACCACAGCCAGUCACCUUCUCAGCCUCUUCUUCGCCUGGGAGAACCCGACAUGGCGCCUAGUCGACCAGGAAAUGUUCCUCCGCGACCUGGAGAGCGGGAGUAAGCGGUUUUGCUCGUCGCUGCUCGUCCACACGCUCUUGUUUUUCGGCUGUGUAAACGCCACUGCAAGCUCUUCUUACCAUCUGGGGCGCAUCACUGAUCGGCGGGAGGAGAAAGCCCUGGGCAAGAAGUUGUACUCUGCCUUGCAACAUCUGUGGCAGUCGGAAAAGGAUGAUGCUGGUCUUCCCACGGCCCAGUCCAGCAUCAUGAUUGGCCUGCUUUGUUGCACAUUUGGCAUUGACCGCUUGGGGACCCGUUACAUCAUGCAUGGCGCCCAGCUCAGUCGGCAGCUGGGGCUUCACCACGAGUCGGCUCCUUACUUUGCUACCGACGUAGAGGCUGAAGUCGACUCGUUAUCCCGGUGUCAUAAGUUCGUUGCUUGUGGCGUUUUCGAUGUGCAGGCGCUCGCGGCACAAGUUUAUCGAAAGACACCGGUUUGGGAUCAACCUCCUGCUGCGAGCUUCUCGCAAGAAGAGGCUGCGUUGUUGGACGAAGGCGAAGAAUGGAGGCCCUAUCCCUUUCAGACCCCGGUUUUUCGGCCUUUUCAUCACACGGCGUUGUGUUUCCGCAACAAACUGGUGGCGAUUGUCAACGAGACCGCCAGGUUCGCACUCAAGUUUCCGGGCGUCAAGCUCACUCAAGACGAUUGGAUAUACGGCCGUCAGACCUAUCAGAGGCUACAGGAGUGGCGGGCAAGUUUACCAUUCGCCAUUUUGCCAGAUGUAAAUCCUGCGCCGAAUAUUCUUACACUUCACAUGUACUAUCAGGCAACGGUCGUUGCGUUGUGCCAAAUUUUCGGUCUGAAUGCCGACCCGACAGGUAACCAGCCUCUCGAUCCAAAGUUCGACCCAGAAUUAAUCAAGUUACAAUCCCUGGAUACACUUGGAUCCCUUGUUCUUCGGUUCCAAGCAUCCCAUGGGCUCAAAUCUGUUCCCAUCGUGAUGCUACAUUACUUCCUCGUGGGCGGCUUGCACGCUAUCUCGCAAUUACGUCCUAUGGACUUCAAAUGGAGCUUUGUACUAGAGGCAUGCGUGGUCGGGCUGUGGCACCUGAGCCUGGGGUGGGGGCGCAUGUGUACGGCAUUUCUGCGGACGAUUGAGCUUGUCUUGCAAGCUACCAAACCGGACCCAACCCUGGUGCCGCCCAAGGUGACCGCUGUUUUGCGGCUCCUUAAAAGCAAUCUUUGGACAGCAACCGAUGUUACUUCUCUGUCGGCCGACUAUGUGGUGCAUCAUGUCCCAGCUGCUGCUGCAGGACAAUCCGGGCCGCAGUUUCGGGCCGAAGGGCUAGAACAGCUGAUCCGCUCCAUGGACAAUUUCGCCAUCAGCUAGUGGGCGGUGAGGACGGCAUUCUGCCGUUUCCUGAAUCAUUCAAACGUUCUCCGUAUACGAUCGUCAGAACUAGACCGUAUUCGGCAAGCUCUGCAGCUCCAGCGACCAACCUGGAGUCUGCCUCUCGGCCUGCUUGCGUCAACCAUACGAUGGAACAUCAGCCAGCUCCGACAAACAGAGGCUACCAUCGUCACCUUCUGACGAAGACCCACAGUCAUCCCGCGCUUAUGCAUAACAAUCCCGCCGUCAGUGACAGGAUCGCUAAGUGGAUACAUUCUGCGAGGAGUGUUGGGUAGUUGAACUCUAGCUAUUGCACGGGUUGUGAUGGACAGGUAUAUGGUACAUGUGUAUACCUUGGUAGUAAAUGCACCAGAGUCCUGUCACUUUGAUGUGAUUAUCUUUCGUGUCAUACACCGGUUGAUAAUAUGCUGCUUGAUAGUGAACAAUUAAUUCUCAAUGCAUAUUAAAGCACAUAGUUAGAAUCCAGUCAUCUACCUUGACGAUUCAAAUCAAACCAUAACGCCAUCCAAGCUCCUGAUGCAUCUAACUCCUUUCAAACAUACCAGCAAACCAGUGAACCAACCAUUCAAUCAUCAAAUACUAUAACACGCA
Messenger RNA from Aspergillus welwitschiae, 2649 nucleotides. RefSeq names its product putative C6 transcription factor. Bases 1 to 2037 code for a protein of 678 amino acids. Gene Ontology annotation, biological process: regulation of DNA-templated transcription. The record is from RefSeq and is a predicted model, not a curated record. Gene Ontology annotation, molecular function: zinc ion binding; DNA-binding transcription factor activity, RNA polymerase II-specific. The transcript has 5 exons. Lineage: Eukaryota; Fungi; Ascomycota; Eurotiomycetes; Eurotiales; Aspergillaceae.